Messenger RNA from Lycium ferocissimum, 838 nucleotides. RefSeq names its product protein HEADING DATE 3A-like. Bases 62 to 595 code for a protein of 177 amino acids. NCBI's taxonomy places the organism in Eukaryota, Viridiplantae, Streptophyta, Magnoliopsida, Solanales, Solanaceae. The transcript has 4 exons. The record is from RefSeq and is a predicted model, not a curated record.
CAUACAUAGCCCCAUAAGAAACUAGCUAGCGUCUUGUGUUGUAGACACUCAAUACAACACAAUGCCAAGAGAACGAGAACCUCUAGUAGUUGGUCGUGUGAUAGGGGAUAUAUUGGACCCUUUCACAAGAUCUAUUAGCCUAAGAGUUAUAUAUAGGGACAGAGAUGUUAAUAAUGGCUGUGAGCUUAGGCCUUCCCAAGUUGUUAACCAGCCAAGGGUCGAAGUUGGCGGAGAUGAUCUUCGUACCUUUUACACUUUGGUUAUGGUGGACCCUGAUGCUCCAAGUCCAAGUGAUCCAAGUCUAAGAGAAUACCUUCACUGGUUGGUCACUGAUAUUCCAGCUACCACAGGUGCAAAUUUUGGGCAAGAAAUAGUGUGCUAUGAAAGUCCAAGGCCAUCAAUGGGAAUCCAUCGUUUUGCAUUCGUAUUGUUCAGACAAUUGGGUCGACAGACAGUGUAUGCUCCAGGAUGGCGUCAGAACUUCAACACAAGAGAUUUUGCAGAACUCUAUAAUCUUGGUUUACCAGUUGCUGCUGUCUAUUUCAAUUGCCAAAGAGAGAGUGGCAGUGGUGGACGUAGAAGGUCUGCCGAUUGAUCACUUGAUUGUUCCCUUUUAAUAUUUUAUCUAUCCCAUAUGCAUCUACCAAUAGAAAAAAAAUAGUUGUUAAAAAGCCUGUAUGCAACAAAAUGGCACAUUAGCUAACCAGCAAUGCCAUUGCUAUCCAUCUUUACUUUCUAUGACUGCAUAAUACUAGUGUAUCUUGUAUUAUUACAGAGAAGAUAUAGGGUUCUCAUAUAAAUAGAAGUUAAACUCUUUUUAUUCUUCAUUUGCACACUA